AUGAAGGAAAAAUCCAAGAACGCGGCCAAGACGCGCAGAGAGAAAGAGAACGGAGAGUUCUACGAGCUGGCCAAGCUGCUGCCUCUGCCAGCGGCCAUCACCUCCCAGCUGGACAAGGCUUCCAUCAUCCGGCUGACCAGCAGCUACCUGAAGAUGAGGAGCGUCUUCCCCGAUGGUCUGGGUGACGAAUGGGGGCAGACAACAAGGUUCAGUCCUCUGGACAGCAUAGCAAAAGAACUGGGUUCUCACCUUUUACAAACUCUGGAUGGCUUUGUGUUUGUUGUGGCCUCUGAUGGUAAAAUCAUGUACAUUUCUGAAACAGCAUCCGUCCACCUUGGUCUGUCACAGGUGGAGCUAACAGGAAACAGUAUAUUUGAGUACAUCCACCCAUCAGACCACGAUGAGAUGACGGCUGUUCUGAGUCUUCGCCAACCCCCACACCAUCACUUCUCUUCAGAUUAUGAAAUUGAACGUUCCUUCUUCUUGAGGAUGAAAUGUGUUCUUGCUAAACGAAAUGCAGGACUGACGUAUGGAGGAUAUAAGGUCAUCCACUGCAGUGGCUAUCUAAAAGUGCGUCAGUACAUGGUGGACAUGACGCUGUACGAAUCCUGUUAUCAGACUGUGGGUCUGGUGGCAGUCGGUCACUCCCUGCCCCCUAGUGGCAUCACUGAAAUUAAACUCUACAGCAACAUGUUCAUGUUUCGGGCCAGCCUGGACUUUAAACUCAUCUUUUUGGACAUGAGGGUGGCAGAGCUGACAGGCUACGAGCCUCAGGACCUGAUAGAGAAGACUCUCUACCACCAUGUCCACGCCUGUGACAUUUUCCAUCUACGCUAUGCUCACCAUUUAUUACUGGUGAAGGGUCAGGUCACCACUAAGUAUUACCGCAUGCUAUCAAAACAUGGAGGCUGGGUGUGGGUGCAAAGUUACGCCACGAUCGUCCACAAUAGCCGUUCCUCCAGACCUCACUGUAUUGUCAGUGUGAACUACGUACUCACUGACGCUGAGUGCAAAGAGUUGCAAUUAUCUGAAGACCAGAGUAAAGCCAGCCAUCCUGGUCUCAGCCUCACUCCCGCUCAGGACCACCGCAAACAACUCAGAACCAAAGCAGUCAAGAUGAAGACCAAACUCAGACCAGCUCCCUAUCCUGAGCAACCGUUGGACCGUCUGAGCUGCUCUCCACAGAAGGGGCUGAGUAAGGAGAGAUCCUUGUACCUGCUGACCCAGCAAAGAUCCAGCUUGAGCACUGAAGCAAGCCAGGGUUCCUGCAGCCCUGCUUACAAUCUGACCCUGCACUACCCCUAUAACUACCUGCCUCUGGGUGCUCAGAGCCAGCUGCAUGGCUCAGUUCCUUCUCCUCAGCUCCCCCAGCAGAUGGUUGGCCCCCUGCACAGAAGAGGACCUGUUGGAUCGCACGUCAAAUACCUAGGGCCUGUACUGGCAGCGAAAAGUGGGUUCUGUCAUGAUUGUCCCAGCAGCAGAAGCCCUUGUUCUACUACCAGGCUGAAGAAAGAACCCUACGAACAUAACUCGCUUGUCCACAGCAAGAUGUCUGAGGUUUGUCCAUAUCUUCAGCCUCAUGGCACCAAGGAGAACAGGCCUGUAGGCCAGGAUGCCCAGCAUAGUAAAAGAGUUCCUGGGGGACUUCGAGGGGACCAGGCCCUGGCCUGUCCUCUGCUUGGUGGCCUGGUACUGGAUAAAGAUGAGAAGGUAAGCCAUAUAACAGAUGGCCAUGAUUACCAAGAUAAAGAGACAGCCUCUUACAGCCCUAACAGCCAGAGUUCCAGCUCCAGCUCAUCCCCUGAGAGCCACAGAGAUAUCCUGCAUUACAUCGGCACAUCUGUCAUUAUCACAAAUGAGAGGUGA
Stegastes partitus (bicolor damselfish) is the source of this 1866-nucleotide messenger RNA. RefSeq names its product SIM bHLH transcription factor 2 (gene sim2). Gene Ontology annotation, molecular function: protein dimerization activity; DNA-binding transcription factor activity, RNA polymerase II-specific; RNA polymerase II transcription regulatory region sequence-specific DNA binding. The coding region runs from base 1 to 1866 and encodes 621 amino acids. The record is from RefSeq and is a predicted model, not a curated record. Gene Ontology annotation, biological process: regulation of transcription by RNA polymerase II. NCBI's taxonomy places the organism in Eukaryota, Metazoa, Chordata, Actinopteri, Pomacentridae. The transcript is spliced from 12 exons.